UCCGGCAAGACGGGCGCAAAACUGUCGGCGUCAGAGGAACAAGAUGAAUUGCUACGGCUCAAACGGGCCUGCGUCCAGAAGUUUGCGGACUUUGCCUACAAGGCGGAAACGACGUACUGCAAUGCAACGCACGACACGUUCUUGUGCUGGCCGCCGACGCCUGCGGGUGAAAUCGCCUCACAAAACUGCCCACCAGCAAGACUUAGCGACACAUCACGUCUUGCAUUUCGUCGGUGCGGUGAUUCCGGCCUUUGGCUAGGUCGACGGCCGAACGAAAGCAGCGUCAUCGGAUGGACAAACUACACGCCUUGUUUUCCGCCAGAAGUUCAGACGCUCCUAGUUAAAGUUUACGAUGACGAGAAGGAAGCACAGUUAAAAUUCGAGAUUGCUCAGCGGACGAGGUACAUGGAGAUAGUGGGGUUUAGCAUUUCAAUGUUGGCUUUGAUCAUAUCUUUGAUCAUAUUCUCCUACUACAGGUCUUUACGUAACAAUAGAACUAGAAUCCACAAAAGUCUGUUCUGCGCGAUGUUGGUGCAAGUCAUAAUAAGGUUGACGGUGUACAUCGAUCAGGCACUCAUCAGGAGUCGACAGGACCACUUAAUCAACGAGAACUUCACUCUUAAAGGGAUAGAUAAUAUGCCGUAUCUUUGCGAAUCUUCAUACGUGCUAUUGGAAUAUGCUAUAACGGUGAUGUUCAUGUGGAUGUUUAUCGAAGGCCUAUACUUACACAACGUGGUGACAGCGAACGCACUCAGGGAGAAAAUAUCCUACCUUUUGUACUACGCCACGGGAUGGGGGGUGCCUUUUGUGGUCACCGCGAUCUGGGCCACCAUGACCUCUUUGCACUACCAACGGGAGAGAUUUAAGACGUGUUGGUAUGGAUACAAUUUCAGCCCACUCUACUGGAUCGUGCAAGGACCCCGGCUGGCCGUCAUAUUGAUCAACCUAGUGUUUCUUUUGAACAUCAUGCGAGUUCUAAUCAUCAAACUCCGUCAAUCACAGAGUACAGAAAUGGAGAAAGUGAGGAAAGCGGUUCGAGCGGCACUUGUUCUUUUACCACUGCUGGGCAUCACAAACAUCUUGAACAUGAUAGAAACGCCCCCUGACAGCAGCGUUUGGAACUUUGGAUUAUGGAGCUACAGCACUCAUUUCCUCCGAUCAUUCCAAGGCUUCUUUAUCGCACUUAUCUACUGCUUUAUGAAUGGAGAGGUUCGCACGGUGGUGAAGAAACAUUACGAUGAUUAUAUGAGCAUGCGAGGUCCCCGGCCUGCCCGAGUCUCCAGCUCUGUGGAAAGAUCCCGUAAAGAGAGUAAAAUUGAGGGCGAAACUUCAUCGUGGGUACAAAUGAGAAAGUUGAAGUGGAAACGCUCAUCCAAAGAAAACAAAGAGGUGUCAGUUACCGAAAUGGGGCCAGAAAUUAAUCAAGAAAAGGAAAAGAAGAAAAUUGAAGUUAUUCCGGCCUCUCCGGAAAAAUUGGAAACUGACGAAACUGUUGAAAACAAUAUUAUAACAACAAUAGCUGAAAUCAACGCUACUGAAUAAAUUAACAUGUUUCAACUGGCAAGAUGUUACACAUCAUUUUCCAUUAAAUUUAAUCAUAAUUAUAAAAUGUCUAUGCGACUGCUUAAAUUAAUUUGCGUAUAUGUUGUAGACGGAUUAUAAGCCCUUUUAUUAUUUAGUUUAGUCAUGUCAUUUCUAACUUGGGUAGAAUUUCAGCCCCGAGAGUGAUGGCAUAAAUGACCUGACGACAAAUAACAGCCAGGAUCAGGUAUGGAUGUAUGACCACACUGAGAGACACCUUAUCAUUACAUGACCUUGAGUGCGGUAAUAAAAGAACAAGAAUACUCAUCAAGAGACUUUCUGUUGUAACAUUUUCAUUUUACUUUACUUAUUUUAAUUAUAUUAAAUUAAAAUGCCGUUACUAUUUAUUUUACUUAGAUAAAUAAUUUCAUCAUGAUUCUACGCUAUAAGGGAAACGUACGCUUUUGAUGUAUUCAUAUUGAUGUUUUUAAAUUUUAUAUAGGAUAUAAGAUUUUAAAUGUUUACUGUUUACUGAUGUUUAAUAUUUACUAUAUGUCCUAUGGAUAAAAAAUAGUAUAAUACACAAUAGUUCAAAUGGCCCAAAGCCGUCAAAAAUCCCCUACAAAAAUCAAACAGUGGAACUUCACUGUAGUCAAUUGUUCAAUCGAUAUUGAUGUCCCUUUCAUUCUCUUUGAUAAAACAGAGAUAUACUACGAUCAAGAAUUUUCAUAAAUAUCUCCAACACAAUAGUAAUAGCAGAUGCGUUAUGCCUGUUUCACUCGAGAGUAAAACAAUGGGGCAGAAAUUUUUUAACAACCAAGACAGUCAAACAACUAUUCCACCAUUAAACCCUUCUGACGAAAAGAGUUGCAUCUUGUAUGAUGUAACUUUUUUCGUCGUAUGAAUGAACUUGGUUGUACCCAGAUACAUUAUUAAUAUCAGUUUCUACUGUCGAAACACUCGUACAAAAUAAUGGUUGGCAUAAUGUUUUUGCCUGUGCAUUCGGCAGUGGAUAUCCAAACUUCACACAUAUUUUUUAAGGUAAACUGAAAAUUAGAUAGGAAAUACUCAUUAUUUACUAGACAUAAGUAUAGUAUUAUAGUUCAAUAGAGUACAAAGCAUUACCUCAAUUUUUUUUAUUUAUUGGAACUUUUACUGUAACAUCCUUUUCCACUAGCUUGAUAAUUCGCGUACCUGUGACGUAGCUCAGUGAAAAAAAGGUCUAAUUGUGUUUUCUAUCUCUAUUAAAAAAAAUUAAAUUUAUAAAAUUUUUGUCACCUUAUUGAGUUUUGGAAGAUCGAAAUAGUACUUAAGAUUUUUGUGUCAGAGUUAUAUUUCUAGGUAAUACAAUGUCUGUAUAUUUUGAUGAUAAUUAUAUUCAACAGCAUAAUAGGUUUUUGUCUUCUAAAUCUAUUUAUUUAAAUUACUCUUUUUUAACUCAUGUGUGUCUAUUUUUAUCAUGUUUAUUGAAUUAUACCUGCAAUUUAUUUGUA
This is a messenger RNA of Papilio xuthus (Asian swallowtail), 3014 nucleotides long. RefSeq names its product neuropeptide receptor B2 (gene NGR-B2). NCBI's taxonomy places the organism in Eukaryota, Metazoa, Arthropoda, Insecta, Lepidoptera, Papilionidae. Gene Ontology annotation, molecular function: G protein-coupled peptide receptor activity. The record is from RefSeq and is a predicted model, not a curated record. Gene Ontology annotation, biological process: cell surface receptor signaling pathway; adenylate cyclase-modulating G protein-coupled receptor signaling pathway. The annotation marks the transcript as partial. Gene Ontology annotation, cellular component: plasma membrane. The transcript has 13 exons.